Messenger RNA from Alligator mississippiensis (American alligator), 6099 nucleotides. It is a transcript of the gene GLP1R, whose product is annotated as glucagon like peptide 1 receptor. Gene Ontology annotation, molecular function: glucagon receptor activity; peptide hormone binding. The record is from RefSeq and is a predicted model, not a curated record. Lineage: Eukaryota; Metazoa; Chordata; Crocodylia; Alligatoridae. The coding region runs from base 62 to 1378 and encodes 438 amino acids. Gene Ontology annotation, biological process: cell surface receptor signaling pathway; adenylate cyclase-activating G protein-coupled receptor signaling pathway. The transcript is spliced from 13 exons. Gene Ontology annotation, cellular component: plasma membrane.
GCCCAACUCCGCAGCCCCGCCCCGCGCAGAACAGCCGGCUCUGGCCCCGCGCUCCGGUCCUAUGAGGCAGAAUUCAGAUGGAUCCCUCUCGAAGAUGAUGCAGAGAUGGAAAGAGUACCAGCUUCAGUGCCUGAAGUAUUUCUAUGAGGCUCCCCCUGUUGUGGCAGAAGGCAAGUUUUGCAACAGGACCUUUGACAACUAUGCCUGCUGGCCUGAUGGGCUGCCUGGGACCUUUGUGAAUGUGAGCUGCCCUUGGUAUCUCCCUUGGGCCAGCACAGUGCUUCAAAGACAAGCUUACCGCUUCUGUACUAGUGAGGGCACUUGGCUGCUGAAGGAGAAUUCAACCCUGCCCUGGAGGAACCUUUCUGAAUGUGAGGCAGCCGACAGGGAUGCGCCAGAGGAACAGCUUCUAUACCUGUCACUCAUAUACACUACUGGAUAUGCUCUUUCCUUCUCUGCCCUUGUAAUAGCAACUGCUAUUCUUCUUGGAUUCAGGCAUCUGCAUUGCACCAGGAAUUAUAUUCACCUGAACCUCUUCACCUCUUUUAUCCUGCGUGCUGUAUCUGUCUUCAUUAAGGACUCUGUGUUGAAAUGGAUGUAUAAGACAGCCACUCAAGAGCACCAGUGGGAAGGCCUUAUCUCUUACCAGGAGUCACUCAGUUGCCGCCUGGUCUUUGUGAUGAUGCAGUAUUGUGUGGCUGCAAACUACUACUGGCUGUUGGUGGAAGGCAUGUACCUGUAUACGCUCCUGGUUCUUUCGGUCUUUUCUGAGCAACGAAUCUUUCGGCUUUUCCUCUGCAUUGGCUGGGGUGUGCCAAUGCUGUUUGUUAUCCUCUGGGGAACUGUCAAGUACCUUUAUGAAGAUGAGGGUUGUUGGAGCAGAAAUUAUAACAUGAAUUACUGGCUGAUCAUCAGACUGCCCAUUCUGAUUGCUAUUGCGGUGAAUUUCCUGAUCUUUAUCAGAGUUAUAUGCAUUAUCAUUUCCAAACUGCAAGCAAAUUUGAUGUGCAAAACUGACACAAAAUGCCGAUUGGCCAAGUCUACACUGACCCUGAUCCCACUGCUGGGGACCCACGAGGUCAUCUUUGCAUUUGUCACAGAUGAGCAUGCCAGAGGGAUGCUGCGCUUUGUGAAGCUCUUUACUGAACUCUCCUUCGCCUCCUUUCAGGGGCUGAUGGUUGCUAUUCUCUACUGUUUCAUCAAUAAUGAGGUUCAGAUGGAGUUUCGGAAGAGCUGGGAGCGCUGGAGACUGGAACAUUUUUAUGUCCAGAGAGACAGCAGUAUGAAACCACUGAAGUGCCCAGGCAACAGCAUCAGUAGUGGAGGCACAGUGGGCAGCAGUGUCUAUACUGCGACUUGCCAAGCCACAUUCAGUUAAGAUUACUACAGUCAAAAAUAGAAAUGAAUCAGAUCAGUCUGAAAGAAGUGUAAGACGCACCUGAAAACUCUUAAAUGUCCAGGCAAGCAGCUUUUUUUAUGCCUUCUGAAGCCAGCAACUUAAGCAAGCAUGUGUUGCUUAUUGCUGCAGGCGGCUGGACAAAGGUUUCUAGGGAAAGCAAUCUGCUAAUGUAAUCAACGCAUCAGAGGAAAAAUUGAUCAUGUCUAAAGUAAGUUUAAAGAGUUUCUUCCUAUUAACACACAAGGCCUCCAGGUGUCCAAAACUUUAGUGCUCCAUUGAUCUGGCCACAAACCAUAGGGUCAAUGGCUUAUUACUGUAGGUGGGUGAGCUGAAUGAUCUGCUGAUUCAAUUACAAAAAUACAGAACAUGACUAUUGACAAAAAAACAUGUUUAGGUUUCUACUAGGAAAGGAUGAGAUGCUCACCAUUUUUAGGAAGAAGUACCUGUAAAGCAUGAACAUAUUUCUCUCUGGUACGAUCACUUGGUUUAAAUAAUAUUCUUAUGGCAAAAGCAUCCCAAAUUUAUGGUUGGAGAUUGUGCAGCUACUUAACAGAGUAGAGGCAUUGAAGGCCUAGUUUGCUAUAACUGGGAUGGGUAAUGGGCUGCCUCUUUAGCACAUUUCUGAAUUUGAGUCACUUGGAGAAUCAUCAUCUGUAAAGAGUAGGGACCUAUUCUGUUAAUGGGUGUGUGUCCUUUCCAUUAACACUGAUGGGGUUAGAACUGCAUGCAUAACCCUUAGCUUUUACAUAGCACUUGGCACCUUCAAAUAGCUGUACAAAUAUUAACUUAGGGAUAGAAGUAAUGAGUUGUGCCUCCACGCAAGUGGCUGACAAUGGAUAACCUUUUUUGUGGAAGGUAUGCUUUGCGUCCUGUGGGUAUACACACGCAUCCAUCAUCUUGUGGCCGCUACACCUUACUAAACUUCAUUUUGAAAUCAUGGGAGCCCCAGCAGUUUGUAGCGUAUUUUCAUUUUUCUUGUCUCUAAUCUUGCUCGUUUUCUCUGCCAGGCUUCUUUUUUUCAGUGGCAGAAACUAAGAUUUACUGAGUAUAUUCAGCACAGAGGACAGCUCCCUGACCUCCUUUUCUGCUUGUGUUACUCACCUUAAUGCUGUGAACUUUAGAAUCUCAGCACUUAAAAUUUUGCAAGCCAAAAUGAACUAGUAAAACUGUUUAUGUAAAUACAAAAGCUUUUUUUCCUACAGUGGGUGAAGUCAGUUGAGAGGCCCCUUCAAGGUGCUAAUUGUCCUUUAUUCCUACUAAAUUCCAGUGGUUUUGAAGAUUUGAGAAAAACAAUAAGAGCUAUAUAUGCAACAGGAACUCAAGUCUGCAGGCCCAGUACUGCAACCCUAUUUUUUAGGUAUCCUGCCACAUAGUUGAGUUGACAAAAACUAGGAUGCUGUGUAGGGAUUCAUAGUUAGAUGCCUAAUUCCAAGUGAGUGUCCAUGGCUACACUACUCUUCUUGCAAAAACAUGGAAGGAGAGAUGUCAGCACCACAACGUUACAUAACUCACUUCAGAUGUAGGAGACCUAGGUUCAAAUUCUGCCUUGGCCAAAGUGCUCAUGAACCUGCUCAUGUCCUAACCACUGGACUAGAAGAUAUUUUGGGUGGGGCUUUCUGUGUGUCCUGUUGAAGUUGUUUCACAUGUUCUGCUGGGCCAUAAAAUAUCCCAUCUCAGAAUGCUUUCAAGAUGGAUGGAUAGGGAAAUCACUUGGGAAGUGAAAGACCCAAGUUCAUGUUUACUCAUGGGGUGGGAGAGGGUAUUCUACAUUUACUGUAUAUGGAGCUUGCACAUCUAACUCAGUAUCUCAAAGUUAGGUACUUUGGUGCAGCACUUUAACUUUUCUCUGAAUCUAGCCCUUGACCUCAGUGUGAUCUUGUGACCGUGAGUUCCAGGGGCUACUUAUUCACUGUAUGUAAAACAAAAAAUAGACUUUCAGCUUAAAUGAGUUGCUUUUCAAUCUCAUUGAAUGUCCCUUUCCUCCCUCACUGCAAGGAAAGUUAAGUUUAAAUCUCUUCUAUAUACCUCUACCCUCUGCACAACUCUGCCCUCUCUUUUUUGUCUCCUCUCAAAACAAAAGCAGGCUCUAGGCUCUCUUUCAAAGGGAAUUUUCUAUGCCUUAAUUUUUACCAGCCAAAUCUGAAUUCUUGAAGGCUAGCAAAGACUGAGGAACUUCAGAGAAACUUAAUAAAAGUACUAACUAAAGCUGCAACAUGUGCUUUUAGUGCUUGGGUGAGCAAGAAAGGAUUCCUGGAGUAGGGUCAAAGCUAGGUGAAUAGACAGCAUGAUUGUAGACAGAAUUCACAACUGACAAAUGCAAGAUGUGUGUUGGAAGCAUUUUUACUGGUGCAUAUUACUGGCUUCUAAAUUAAUGGUAACUUCUGAAGUAAGUAUUAUGGUGGUGCUACACUAUUCAUUUUUUUGUUUUGUUUGUUUUUUUUAAGUUUGGGAUGAUCGGGAAAUGGGAUUGAAAAAUUGUAAUGUUAUGUCACUGUUUAAGGUCAUGGAGAGAUGGUUACAUUUGCAGCCCUACAAGUGCCACUGCACUUGGAAGCACUACAAAAGAUGUGAAGACACAUAAGGCACUCCUGCUGAGCCCCCAACCUGAAGCACUACAACGUGGAUGAGAAGGCAUGCAGUACCAUGCUGUCCAUUCAGAGAGUGUGAUAUAGGGAUGCUCAGCCCUGUGACUUUUCUCAGGCUUCCCCACCCAUUGUAGAGGAAAAACUCAGUGAAUGUGCAGUAGUUUGGUCCCCCCAGUACUGCAGCUCUGCUUUCUAAGGGGCACGAUGGACCACAGGCUGUCAGUGGUCAUGUGGCAGCCCCAGAUCCAGUCUUGUAGCUCAGUGAUUCUCAACCAGGGUACUUUGAGCUCCUUUAAAUGUGCAGCAAGUUGAUACUCAAUACUAGGAUUCUUAGGUGUGCAAACAUGAUUCACAAGAUUUCAUAGAUUUCAUAGACAUUAGGGCUGGAAGGGACCUUGGAAGAUCAUCGAGUCCAGGCCCCUGCCCCAGGGGCAGGAAGUCAGCAGGGAUCAUAGGAUCCCAGCAAGAUAAACAUCCAAAUGUCUCUUGAAGGCAUUCAAAGUAGGUGCUUGAACCACCUCCGGCGGCAGUCUAUUCCAGACCUUGGGGGCUUGGACAGUAAAGAUGUUCUUCCUGAUGUCCAGCCUGAAAUGGUCAUGGAGGAGUUUGUGACUGUUCAACCUUGUCAUCCCUUGGGGUGCUCUGGUGAAUGCUCUGGUGAAGAUAAACCCAGAGAUUUCAGAUAGGACUUCACAGUGACAAAACCAUUCUGACCUGUUGUGUUUUUCUGAGUUUUUUGCAACAGUUUUUUGCUGUGUUAUUUUUCUGUAGUCAAAAAUGAGUGAAAACUAAGAGCUGGAAUUUUCCAAGAUGUGCAUUGAGUCUAACCAGUUUUAGAACCACAGCUAGAGUGCUGCUGCCAUUUUUGUAGUGCUUUAGGAGGCAUGCGCAUCUGUUCACCCAAUUUUUGUAGUGCUACAAAUACAACAUCUGUCCGUAGCCUAACUCAGUAAUAUAUCUGGUUAGGAAUAGCAUGUUUAUCUCUGAUCAGUUCCUUUCAAAAGAAAUGGCAGAGAUCCAGAGACGGGUAAGGAUCUACCUAACUCACAGAGUGUGAAAGAGAUUUCGCAGCCUUUUCAUGGUGAGCCCACCCCUCACUACUGAUUGCCUGAGAAGAUUGUCCAUUGUGCAGACCCACUCUUGCUGCUGAUUGGCAGAGAGGGGGCGGGACCCUGCAAUAGGCAGCCCUAUCCCCGUCGGAGGGUCAGGGGGGUGUUAUCUUGGCUGUUCCCUUUAGUGCCAGGUCCACUAAAGGGGAUCUCCAGCAAGGACCAUAAAUAUCUGGCUUGAUAUACCCAGUACUUCCACAAUAAAACACAAGCAAAACUUUUAAAAUCUUUUUCUGGGGGAAAAAUACAUUGACACCCCAUCAAAGUUCUCAAAGUUCUUGCUCCUUCUUCAGCUUCUCUUUAGAGGGAAAAUGUAUUAACCUCUAGUAGAUUAACUAGUUUUGUGAGAACCUACUAGUGAAACAGUUACAAUGGAAAAAAAAUCCUCAAGCCAGUUGUUUAGCUGGGCUAUCAGAAAAAUAUUUACGCUAAUUUAGUAUGUCACUUGAAACCCACGUUUUUCAGACAAGUUGUAGAUUGGUUUUCGCACCAUGCUUGACCUGCGUUUCCAAGAAAACCCUUUGAAACUGUCUUCUUGCUGCCUAUGCUUUAAAAAGAUCUGUAGUAACUUUUUAAACUGCACUUUUAACAUAAAUGCUCAAAAUAGGUAAGGCAACCCCAUGAAUUGGAACAGAUGAGCCAUGUGCAUGUGUGUUUCUUGUGCCUUGCAGCAACAUGCUCACUUGUGGUUAUGUUUUAAAGUUGGGGUGGGUGGGGGGAAUAGGGUGGCCUGGGCUUUAACUCACCCCCAAAAUUAUGUAGCUAUGGUUUAUAGGAAGCAAAAGCUUCAUUUCCAUCCUUGCUGCUACGAAAAAAGUUUUAAUGAAUGUUUAAAAGUUCACUUAUGUUUUAAUGGUGUUUCUUUACAUGUAUUUCAUGUAAAAAAAUAAAAUAAGGAAGUUACAAAAUAAGUACUUAAAUACUGUAUAAACUGUUUGUACAGUAAAUAGAUGUACAUUUUUUUCCUUGUAAGAAAAGUCACAUUUGUCACAUAAAAUUGUCAUUA